AUGCCGACAACUCUCCCCCCGUCUCCCAAGACGCGUUGGUGCAGGGGCAAUCCCCCUCUCCCCUCCAGCAGCGUUCAGUUCUAUCCACAGUUUUUUGUGCCGUUCCUCGCUGUGGAUGCUCUGGAGAAGGGGUCGAGUCAUUGUCCGCGGACACCUUCCCAGUUCCCUCAGCAAGCCCAGCUGCCCAGAGUUCCAAGGAGAGCGAGACAUAUUAGCCCGAGAAUCACCAAGGCAGAGCGCCAGCCAGUGACUGAUGACACCGGUCGUCCCAUCUUCACAGUAGUCCAAACCGCCAUCCAGCUCGGCCAGUUUCGAUUGUGGAAACUUGUCAAAUCCGCCCCCAAUCCUUCCAGUGCGUGCGGCCGGAUGGGGAUCCCGAUCACGGCCAUCUCGGGUGGGAGCCCAUCGAGAUAA
Messenger RNA from Colletotrichum paranaense, 414 nucleotides. RefSeq lists its product as uncharacterized. The record is from RefSeq and is a predicted model, not a curated record. Lineage: Eukaryota; Fungi; Ascomycota; Sordariomycetes; Glomerellales; Glomerellaceae. The coding region runs from base 1 to 414 and encodes 137 amino acids. The transcript has a single exon.